Schistocerca piceifrons (Central American locust) is the source of this 1022-nucleotide messenger RNA. RefSeq names its product UDP-glycosyltransferase UGT5-like. Gene Ontology annotation, molecular function: UDP-glycosyltransferase activity. Lineage: Eukaryota; Metazoa; Arthropoda; Insecta; Orthoptera; Acrididae. The transcript has 4 exons. The record is from RefSeq and is a predicted model, not a curated record. The coding region runs from base 29 to 793 and encodes 254 amino acids.
AACACCAAAUACAAUUCAAGUUGGAGGAAUGCAUAUUAAACCUGCAAAAGAUCUUCCAAAGGACCUUAAAACAAUUUUGGAUAAUUCAAAAGAAGGAGUUAUAUUCUUCAGUUUGGGAACAAAUGUUCAAGCCUCUGAAAUGCCAAAUGACAAGUUCAUUGCCUUUAUGAAAGCUUUCUCAAAACUGAAGCAAGAAGUACUGUGGAAAUGGGAUCAAGAUACUAUGGUUGGGAAGCCAAAUAAUGUACAUCUUGGGAAAUGGUUUCCCCAAAAUGAUAUUUUGGGACAUAAAAAUGUUGUGUUGUUUAUAUCACAUGGUGGCUUACUGAGUCUUCAAGAAGCUGUCUACCAUGGAGUUCCAGUUGUAGGAAUACCACUAUUUGGUGAUCAGAAAGUGAAUUUGAUUCGAGCUGAGGACAAAGGAUAUGCAGUUAAAUUACUAUUCCACAAUGUAACAGAAGAGUCAUUACUGUGGGCAAUCAAUGAAGUUUUAACUCAGCAAAAGUACCGGCAGCGUGCAGCAGAGCUGUCGCAACUGUUCCAUGACCAGCCCCAGCAGCCUCUGGAGCGCGCCAUCUUCUGGACUGAGUAUGUGUUGCGGCACGGUGGUGCAACACACUUGCGCAGUGCAGCACUGGACCUCUACUGGUGGCAGCUGGCAUUGCUUGAUGUUGCAGCAGCCGUUGCAGUCUGCAUGCUGGUACCAGUGUUGCUCUGCCUCUUUGUGGUUCGCAGGUGCCGCCGAAGGCAUGCUACACCAGAAGUCCGUGCCGAGUCAAAGAAAAAACGGUGAUGAUGUCAACGCUUUGAGACCACAAGGCACUGCAUACUGAGUUCAGUGGGAUAGAUCAGUUGCAUGCCACAUGACCUGACUUUCCCUUCACUGCAGUUGUGUAAAUAUAAUCAAAACAUAUUGUCUGUAUGCCUCACCAUGCUAAGAUAGCAAUUUUGUGACACAGUGUUACGCGCUGAGGAUGGAUUGGUAAGCUGGAUGUAAAACAUAAUAAAUAUUUUUAUCAAAA